Messenger RNA from Emiliania huxleyi CCMP1516, 714 nucleotides. RefSeq lists its product as hypothetical. The coding region runs from base 1 to 714 and encodes 237 amino acids. The transcript is spliced from 5 exons. NCBI's taxonomy places the organism in Eukaryota, Haptophyta, Isochrysidales, Noelaerhabdaceae. The record is from RefSeq and is a predicted model, not a curated record.
AUGGCGCACGACGCGUUCGCCAGCCACUGCUCUCGGCGGACGUGGCCAGCCGCUGGGUCGCUCCUCGCGUACUGCGCUGGCACUGCCAGCGCGGGCGAGAGCAGCAGUGCGGGCGAGAGCAGCAGUGGCAGUGGCGAGAGUGGUGUUGGGAGUGGUGGUGGGAGUGGCCUGCCUGCAGGAGCACGCGUCCUUGAGCUCGGCUCGGGGACAGGCUGGUUCGGCUGCACCCUCGCGGCUGUGCGGCCCGAUCUUAACCUCUGCCUGACCGAGAUGGCAGAGGCGGGCGCCUUUGAGGCGCUGUGCCGCAGCGUGCGGGAAUUCAAGCCGCCGCCUGCGGCCGUGAGAUGCUCGGAUCUCGUCUACUCAGCCGCAGGGGCGCGCGCCUUCGCAUCCAUCGUCGGCAAGCUGCUGCGGGCGGGCAAGGCGGCGGAGUGCCUCUACGCGCACACUGCAGAGCGGUGGGGCUCGAGCGGGUUCGACGCGGCGAGCCUCCCCGUCGCGCCGAGGGCUGACCUCCUCGAAAGCCUUCGCGGCGAGGGAUUGGUGCCGUCACUGGCGAGGGGCGUGGAGGUCGGCGACGACGCGCCCGUCGCCCAGCGCAGCUUUGUCUUUCGCGAGCGCGAGGAGGAGGAGUUCGGUCAGGCGCUAUCCGAGUUGCUGGAGACGAGCCUGGAGAGAGGCCAGAGCUGGAGGCCUGCACAAGCAGCACCUUAG